GAUAGUUCAGCAUGCAUCAAUAGUUAGCUGUAUUCAGCAUAAUUAGUACAUACACUGUGAUGGACAGACUUUAUUAGCCGUAACCACUCCAUUAGAGUCACUGUUUCUGACUUGAGGGCUUCAUCUGUUAGUCACAACAAACAUGAGAGGCUCAGUCACAAAAGUGAAAGCACGUAUUUUAUUGAUUUCCUCACAGUGUUGUGUUUGUCCACUUAUUUAACAACUGUGUACAUUUUAUAUAUUUGAAUAUGCUAAAUUCUUCAUGUACAGUAAAUAUUCCAUGUGAACCAUGGAAUUUAAGGUUUUAUAAAAAAAAAAAAUUUGUUGAUAUUUGUUGAGAAGAGUCAAUAGUACAUGAACAUUUGUAUUUAUACAGUACAUUUAUUUUGUACAAAUGAAAUCUUGCUUGUUCAUUUACUGUACAUUUCAUAUUUCUUUUGUUACAACAAAUACGCAAAAAUGCACAGUAAAAAUUACUGUGAUUUUAACUGAAAAACACUGAAAAUGCUACAGUAAAAACCUGUUAAAUUGUUAACAGGAAAUUCCUGUAAAAUUCCUGUUCCUAGAAUUCCCUGUAUUGCAUUUCAAAUUUUGUUUGAAUUUUGAAUAGUUUUUUCAUUAAAAUCACUGUUUCUUUUUAGUUUUUCCAAUUGGUUAUGUUUAUUAGGGUUGCAUGUUAAAUCUAAUAUUGUUGAAUGUUUAUUGCAUAUUUCGGUUUAACAAAACUUUUUCAUGGUUAUCGGUGUAUUUCAAAGGUACAAAACCGAUUUCAGUACUUGAAUAGAUUGGUAUAUUAACAUUAUAUCCGUUAAUGAAAUUACGGUAUUUAACAGUAAAUUUAAGUAAAAGUAAAACCUAAAAUGCUGUUACCGUAUUUUUAAUUGUAGAAUUUCAACCACAGUUGCCAGUUUUUCACUGUAAAUUUUACAGAUUUUUUUUACAGUGUUGGUCAUUUGUCAAUUCAGCAUACAUUACAAUGUCAUUGCCAGAUAUUUCUGGAAUGUAUGCGUGUGUGCCAGUUUUCAUAAUUGAAUGGAUCGUUUUGAAUGUUUUGGCGUGCGUGAUGAAGAAGACCGUUUAUGUGAGAAUCGACAAACCAUAUGCAAUUAGUUCUUAGACAAUUGUACUCGUUGUUUGCACACAUGUGAAAAGAACAUAAUAAUACAAAAUAAAUUACAAUCUGAUGCGAACAAGAAGCUAAUUGUUCAGAGAAAUUGUUCACACACGCAUAGACUGAAUAAAGCACCAAAAUAUUGAAGGUAACAUGCUAGAUAUAAAAUCAUGAUCAUGACCAGGAAAUAAAUAUAAUGUAUAAAAGAUGAAAAUUCUAGUUUAGCAGCAUAGAGUCUAAAAUAUAUUGUUUUACUGUUGUUUUCAUUUACCCAGUUGAUAUGACGAUUUUUGAAUGGCGCAUGCAUAAGUUAUGUGCUCUUUAUGGUUUUUGUUUUAUUAAACCUGAACUGAACCUAGCAGUCGUGAUUCAUCUCUCUCCCUCUCUUCCCUGUCGAGAACUCUGAACUUGUGGGUUUGGCUUGUGUGGAUGGAUGUAAUUCAGUCGCGAGCGUCAGAGACGCUUAAGCUCCGCAGCCCACCUCACCUGAACCUCAACCUUUCCUUCAGGAAAACGUAUUGAUUGAAAAAAGAAACAGAAGAACAUGCACUUGUUUAUUGUAUGUCCAUUUAUAAAUACAGCUGCAUAACAUUUCUAAAGAUCUCUGUUUAACUGAUGCGGAUGUAUCCUGAGGCACAGGAGGUGUUAUUGGAGACGGCGAGGUGAAAACGCUGCCUGGGAAUCGGUUGUCAAACGUAAGGGCAGCCUGGUCUUUCUCUAAAAUCUGACAUGGCCAUGUGAUAAAUGGAUUCCCUCAGCUUAAUCAAUGGCUCCUCUGGGAGCAAAGAGCUGGCCGUCGGGGAGGAUUCAUCUGACGUGACUCUGAAUCAUCCGCUGCUAGAGCUGGGGGACAGCACCAAGCUUCUUGGGGUACAGGUGGUCCUGAUUUUGGCAUACUCUACCAUCAUCCUAUUGGGCGUUGUGGGGAACUCCCUGGUGAUUUAUGUGGUUUACAAAUUUAAGACGCUCCGUACCGUCACCAACUUCUUCAUUGCAAACCUCGCUGUGGCCGAUCUGCUCGUCAACACGUUGUGUCUCCCGUUCACUCUGGCUUACACUCUGCUCAGGGAAUGGAAGUUUGGACAAGUGCUUUGUUUCACUCUGCCGUACGCUCAAGGUCUCGCCGUCCACGUCUCUACGAUUACAUUAAACGUAAUUGCAUUGGAUCGGCACAGAUGCAUCGUUUAUCACCUGGACACUCGAAUGUCAAAAGACACCUGCUUUCUGGUCAUUGCCAUCACCUGGGUGGUAAGCGCUGUUCUGGCUAGCCCACUGGCCAUAUUCAGGGAGUAUGGAAUCGUAGAUCUUUCUCCAGAUAACUCCAUUGAGGUUUGUGGAGAGAAGUGGCCUGACAGUAGUACAGAUAGCACUCUAUACUCAAUCUCCACGCUGCUGCUGCAAUAUGUGUUGCCUCUGGCAAUCAUCUCUUUUGCCUACAUCCGUAUCUGGAGUAAACUCCGCAAUCACGUCAGCCCAGUUGGUCGCAAUGACAGGCAUCAGCGCCGCCGCAAGACCACCAAGAUGCUGGUUACCAUGGUCGUGGUGUUUGCGGUCAGCUGGCUGCCUUUUCACGCCUUCCAGCUCGCCAUUGACAUUGACCACAAUGUUUUGGACAUGAAGGACUUCAGGCUUCUUUACACAGUUUUCCACAUUGUGGCCAUGUGCUCAACAUUUGCCAACCCACUACUGUAUGGUUGGAUGAACCGGAACUACCGCAGUGCAUUUGUUGCAGUCUUCAGUUGCAAAGAACGGCUUGAUUCGCUGCACACCGAGGGCCAGGCUGCCACAGCGGUUCGCAGCAAACCCAAAAAGGCUUUAGCAGCCCAAGAUAUAGUGACGACACAUCUCAAUGCAACAGAUGUCUGAGGUAGGGGUACUGAAAGGAUUACUAAUGCCUGUUCAAAACUGUGGAGGAUUUAUCAUAGCGGGAACUUCCUGGUGAUUGGUGUGGUUCAUACCAUUCAUACCAUUAUGACCGUGCCAUGUCCAGUCUGCUUGUUCUCGCAGUGUCUCCCAUCUAUUUUGGCUUACUCCAGCAAGUGAAUUGCUUCACUCUCAAGGUCUUGAUGUCCAUAUCCCUGUGUUAAAAAAAAUAUUCUGGAGGCAACUUCACCACAAAAUGACUUUUGUUUAACUAUUUUGCAAAAAAAGAGCACAGACAAGUGGAGGCGUUCGUGUUUGGAAGAUCCCCCCAUCAUCUUCAUCAGUGCGUCUUCAAAAAGAUGCAUAAAUUGGCUGAAUAUACCUAUACUUGAAGCAGGAACAUUUGCACCAAUAUUUAUGCAUCUUGCUGUGUGGAUGCCUCUACAUUUGUAGGAAUGAUAACUAUACUCCAUUUUGAAGAUGUUUUCAGAUGUUUUCAGAUGUUGCCAUAUGACUAAUGAGUGCUCUCUAAUCUUUAAGCAGACAUCAUUUUGUGUGAACUUACAGGCAGGUUGUGCACUCAAAUGGCUCUAGAACGUGUUAACAGCAAAUUGCUUCUCCUUUCAUCUGAAAGUAAUUUGCACAGAGGAACAGGCACUCCUUCAGACUAACAACAGCACGAAGACACCCCUACCCCUGCGGUAUGAAUGUUUCAACACAAAGAUCUGUAUUAUCGCCUCCAUUAAACCUUGCGGGAUGUUCUGUCAGUCCAGUGCUUUGAAAAUAUUAUGAAUGUAUUCCAUCUAAAAUACAUAACCACGAAUUUGAUGGAUCAAAGUGAACUGUUCACUUGCAUUUUUUAGAAACUUAACCCAAGUAAUGGGUUGGCAUGUGCAAAUAUGACAACAUAGAUGUGCAUUUGAAAAAACCAAAAAACAAACCCAUACACGCAGUAAUGGAAAUGUGCUUUCUACUGUAUAUUGUUGUCUUCUGUAAAGCUGUCACAUUUGCAAUCACCAUGCCAGAUGAAUGUAAUUUCAAGAAAAAUCUAUAUUCUUCUAUGUAAGAAAACACCUGACACACAUGAUGUGUGUGUAUAUAUAUAUAUAUAUAUAUAUAUAUAUAUAUAUAUAUAUAUAUAUAUAUAUAUAUAUAUAUAUAUAUAUAUAUCACAGAGUAAUUCAUCUGCCUUUGAAAAUGUCACUUAGAGAAUUACAGCCAACAUAUUAGAGGUGAAAACAUAAAAACAUCCUCUUAUUCCCCUAUGUUCUCCAAUUUCCUGAAGGAAAAUCGAACGCAAUUCUGCUUUAAAAAGGAAUGACUCACACAAGUUAUGGGUUUGCUGAUGUAUUUUUAUUGAAAUGGGAGGUAUAUGCUUGUCCACUGUAGAACUAAAUGACUCAUUUUAACCUAAAUUGUCUGCCGGAAAUGAGAACGCCAUGUUUAAUUAGUACUGUGGGCUUCUUUGUGGAUCCUGCCUGAAUUGAGGAUGAGAAUUGAGAAUUAUUUGCAAAAUAUAACUGCGUUGAACUGCAAUGGUGUUGUUUUUGUUAAAAAAAUAUUCUCUAUUUAAUAUUUGUUCUCUCUUGAAUAAGAAAGUAAUUUUGACCAGGUCUUCAGCAUAUUAAAACAAACAAUAGUGAUGGAAGUCUAUAAUGCAUUACAUGGCAUAAAUGUAUAUAUUCUUAUGAAAGUCGUGUAAAGCCAUAUUACCAGAUCUGCUGAGAAAAAUUGCACAAUUUUGCAACAUUCCACUCGCAUUUCAGUUUUUACACCUCUUUGAAUUUACUUUAAAGUGCAUUCGUUCAUUGCAACAAGCAAUUCGUCCGCUUCACAGAAUGAAAAAUCGUAGGCAGAAUCGAAUCUGACCGAGAUCUUUGACCAAUGAGAGUUCGUGUUAGGCAGGGCUGACAGCAUGACACCAGCAUGAUCGUAUUAUUUAUUUCUAAAUUAUUGUUCCUGGCAACAGCCUGUAGACACUGAAACUAGUUUUAAACGCAAAACCUUUCUUAACAAAGAGAAAGAUGCCAAAUAGACAAGUGGUGCCUAAUUAUUUAGUUGACUAUUUUUUUGUUUUACGCACAGUCAACAAAAUCACCAUUCCAGUUUUUCUUCAGGGACCUCAGUUCACACAUCAAUCACACGUCAUUGUCUGUGAGGGUGUUACAAAAACAGCCACUAGUGUUAAUCAGCCAGCCCUCUUUAUAACUUAUAAUCAUUAUAUUUACAUAACCAUGAAUGCUUUUACCUGGUACAGUUUUGGAAAAAUAACUAAAAACAGACUUUCACUCUGCAAACCAUUUACGGUGUAACAUAAAGUACUUAUGAACAUGUAUAUUUGUGGAUCUGUUUUGGUGAAAUGUUAUUCUUGUUUGUAUUAACAGAUGUUGUUUACAUUUAAAAACGUUAGGUACCAAAACGUUGGUUUAUACCAACCAAAUUGUGCUGUGAUACAUUAAAAUUAUUUUUUAAUGUUAAAAUAAUUUUAAUGUAUUAAAAUUUUCAUGUAUAAUACAUUAAAAUUAUUUUUUAAUGUUGUGUAAUUUAUAUAUAUAUUUGCAAUAUAGCGGGUGAAAUAUAAAGAUGAUAGCUCUUUGUAAAUAAACUUAUUUGAAUUGAAUCUCACAAUAAAA
Messenger RNA from Puntigrus tetrazona (Sumatra barb), 5607 nucleotides. It is a transcript of the gene npy2rl, whose product is annotated as neuropeptide Y receptor Y2, like. Gene Ontology annotation, biological process: G protein-coupled receptor signaling pathway. The record is from RefSeq and is a predicted model, not a curated record. The transcript has 5 exons. Gene Ontology annotation, molecular function: neuropeptide Y receptor activity. Gene Ontology annotation, cellular component: membrane. Lineage: Eukaryota; Metazoa; Chordata; Actinopteri; Cypriniformes; Cyprinidae. Bases 1856 to 2977 code for a protein of 373 amino acids.